CAUUAAACCUACAGAGACAUUUAAAAAAAGAUUGAGUGUUUUAAUAGCGCUGGAAUACGAAGUUAAAUAGAGGGUGAACUCACGCCCUGUUGUGCUGCAGGAUGAAUGGAGGACUUUACAUUAGUAAUGUGUUUAGAGUCCAGGCUGAAGAAAAAUGAAUUUCACUCAGAAAUUUAGAUUGUAAAUAUCUAAAUUAGCGCAUUUUGUUACUUCUAACCCGUCCAGGCGCCAAUAUUAUGGCAAUGCUUUAUUUCUGUCCUCAAUUCAACCAUACAUUGUGUUUAUAUAUUAUAUAUUAGCCAAAUAUUAUCAUGUAUUAUAGCAAAUGAUUCUGUCAUUAUUUAAAAUUAACAGUUAUUUCACUAGAAGCACGUUGGUAAUGAAGAGUAACAAUGUAUUGCGCAUAUGAUCAUAAAGAGCUUUUAAUACAUAUAUUUAUAUUUUUGUUUUUUUAAGAAUAAUGUUUACAUGCAUGUUAAAAGCAUUAAAUUAGCAUAUUUAUUAUGAAUUUUACUCUUGGUAGCAAGCAAAAAAAAGCUAAAUUAGUUUUUGUGUUUGUAAACACAUUUAUGAUUCAGGCCUGCAUCUCGAAAGGCCUGCGUUUUUUUGAAAGUCAUAUGUGUCUGUGUAAUAUGUCUUGUGCCAUGGCAUUAUUUUAUUUACUAAGAUGCGACAAAGUAAAUAAAAAUUAUGCCCAUUGUAACAGUUCCUGGGUCUGAGCGGGUUAAUACUGGCUUUAAUUUUCAUGCGUAUAUAUCAUGGUUUCUAAUAAACACACCAAACCGCAAAGAAGUUUGAUUUAUUACCUAUAAUUACAGGCUAAAAGAGUUAUAUUAGAGUGUAUUACAUAGACGUAAUUGAGUUGUUCAUGUAAAGAUUGUUUUCUUUGGCUUGAUCUGCUGUAGAUUGCAAUCUGUUUGUCAUGUGAUAAGAAUGAUGCAAUUUUAUUUCUUGCAAUUAAUUUAACCUCCAGGACUCUGCCGGUUGCCAAACCCCCCCCCCACGAGCCGAAUGAACGGAAAUCACAAUAUACAAUAUUCACCCACGAGCCUCGAUCUAUACGUCAUUGCAAUCAUGCUUAAUUCAUUUCGUUAACACUUAAUUAACCACGUUAAUUUUGUCUAGUGCGAUUGCUUUCACUGUCCAGUGGCUUCCGUGUCUCAUUUUGUUCAUUCGUGAUUUAUAGUCGUGUUUAUCUGGAUCUUUGAGGGUGAGUUAGUCGGACUAAUGCACGGGAAUAAGCGAUGGAAGGAAAGAGGGUGGUUGAAAUAAAUCUGUUUUUUAUUCCAGCAAGUCCCAGAAUCCCACCAGCCGAAUCCAAAAUCAACAGGGCAUAAACGCUCGGAUGUAUUCCUACCAUUUGGGUUUGACAGAACCGAUGAGAAUCCACUCCACUCGGUUUCAGUUUUGACCUGGUUUGUUUCCAGAUGUCAUUUAGGGACUCUUGACGCCAAACUGAAGCCAAGCGCUUAUGGCUUAAAAACACAGCCCUAUAAGCCUACAUAAACAAAGGCUUGGCAAUCCAGACAUGGAAAAUGUCUGAUUCUAGCGAAUAAAAGCCAUGAUUUGUCCACGGUUGACAACUUCUGUUAGUGGUGGGCUAGAUGUGUGGCAACAUCAUAGACAGAGAUGGAUAUUACCCUGGCUUUAUAUCCCCCCCUUCUGUUUCUAGGCUUGGGCCCCUGAUGGUUGGGGCUUGUGUGGUCUCUAAACACUCUCCCUGCCCCGAGCGAAGCUCUCUGUACCCCAACACACACACACACACUCUCACCACUGCGAUGUCACACCUUUCCAACAGCUCAGUGCGAGAUCACAUGAAAUGGGCUGGGUUGCUUGGCUGUGAAGCGGUGCUGUCCAGCAUGGCGCUCAUGCAGGCCGGCUCAAUGUCCAGCCAUAAGAAGAUGGGCUCUCAUCUGGGCCAGGGACAGAGAGAAAACAAUCACAGCCACAAUCACAACCAGAACCACAACCAGGACACCCACAGCCAGCACGGCCACAUGGUGCUUCCCUCAGGAGUCAGCUGCCCACCACUGCUCAUCCGCAAGGACGGAGAGUUUCACUCUUCCAGGCUCUUGGAUGAAAAAGACAUGCAAGCCAGCCAGAACGUGCAGCCAAAGAAGAAGAACAGGAAGUCUGGACUUCCCACCAAAAUGAGAGAAAAACCCCAGGUGGAGAUUCCUGACGUUAAUGACGAUAUCUCACUCGGCUCUCAAGUGCAGAAGAACUUCAUAUGUGAGCACUGCUACAGUGCUUUCCGCAGUAGUUACCACCUCAAACGGCACAUUCUCACCCAUACGGGGGAAAAGCCAUUCGGGUGUGAUAUGUGUGACAUGAGGUUUAUUCAGCGCUACCACCUGGAAAGACAUAAGCGUGUUCACAGCGGUGAGAAGCCUUAUCAGUGUGACCGCUGCCAACAGAACUUUUCCAGAACCGACCGGUUACUACGGCAUCGCCGUUUGUGUGCCGUGGGCAUCCCUAAAGAGGAGAACCAGCCGUGCUGUGAGGGACGCUCAUAUUCUCAGGACCCCUCUCAGCACUCGGCGUCCUGGAGCCCACUGCAGACAAACAACAGCAGGCUGGCGGCGUGACAGCCUUCCGAUCGCUCGUACAAACCACUUCCCAGCAAACACAUCGGACGCGCCAACAUGACCUGACCGGGGGUCUGAGCCUGUAAAAAAAAAACUGUUUAAAGACUCCAACACGUCCAGCUCCGAUUCACCCGGCUCAACCCCACUGGACUCUUUUAUACUGCUUAGACUCUGGAAAAUAGCGUAUUUUGUAUUUUAGACGGUACUGUGACCAGCAGGUGGGUUAGUUGUUCAUUCAGUCCAUGCAAUAAUGACUUCUGGUAGUUUAGAAAGGCAUCCUUUUGUAGUUCCCAUGCAGGACUGUAGAUUGUUGGGAUUCUCAGUGUUACGGUGCGCUUACAUUUACUGAUGCUCUGCAAGCAAAUCCAUUCAUUUCUAUAGGAAUCUGCACAGUCGAGACUUUCGCACAAGGCUGAAAAUGUUCCCCCUGCAGAUUUUGCUACUUUUUAAAGUUGUUCACGCAACAAAUUCACAGCUUGGACAAUAAUAAGCUACUUGGAUUUAAAGGGACUCGUGCUACAAACAUCCCUACAAUAUUGACGAAAGACAGCGGACCCUUUUGUCCACAAAAUUGCAAACAAGUCAGCUCUAGUGAUGCACAUUCUGAUACAAUACAUUUUGUGAGUGUGCACGAGAAUGCUUCAUUUCCUGUUAAGUGAAGCAGAAAUGGUGCACUGAAGAGAGAGAGCUGAAACUCCACUUCAGGCAAUCAAAGAGUUUGUUUCUUCAUCGGAACGGAUUUAGAGAAAUAGCCUUGCAUCGGUUGCCCGCCGAUGGAUCCUCUGCUGUGAAUGGGUGCCGUCGGAAUGAGAGUUUAAACGGCUGAUUAAAAUAUCACAGUAAUCCACAAGUAAUCCACACCGCUCCAGUGCAUCAAUUAACAUCUUGUGAACUGAAAAAUUGCAUUUUUAUAAUAAAUAGAGCCAUUAUCAUGCAAAACAAGCAGCCAUUGUGUUCCCGCUAAAAUACUCCUUCCAUAAUAUUGAAAAAGUCUUCUCAUCUUAAUCUUGAGAGAAAUAUGCACAGAUUAAGCUCCAUUUACAAGCCAAAACAGUCUAAAACACAGAUUUGUCAGUGAAUUUUUGAUUUGAGAAGACAACACCAUUAUAUACACCAUUAUAUAGUGUGAGCUGGUAUUUUGGUGGAAAGCGACAGUUUAAAGUUAAAAUGCAUUUAUUUAUGUCCUUCAUACUUCACAUCGUAUUUCGUGAAGUCUUGUGGAUUAUUGUGAUUUUUAUCAGCUGUUUGAACUCUCAAUCUGACGGCACCCAUUCACUGCAGGGGAUCCGUUGGCAAAUUAGUGAUGUAAUGCUUAUUCGCUCUGUUUUGAUGAAGAAACAAACACAUUUACAUCGUGGAUGGCCCGAAGGUAAAUACAUUAUUGGCAAAUUUCCAUUUUAGGGGCGACUAUUUCCUUCAAAUACUGUGAUAACAGCUCAGGCCAUAGGCGGCUUUACACGGGCCUUUACGGUUUUAGCAGAAACAUCUGGAACAUCAUCCAUCCUCCAUCCACAGGAGAGCUCAUUCUUUGUGGCCUACAUUACGGCGUCAAGCUUUUGAAGUUGGCCUUUCGGUCAACUUGAACACCGACUUUUUCGUCGACUAUUUGCUUAUGAAUGACAAAUUUUGUCACCGUAAGAUGUGACUCAUGCGGCGAGUCUGCGAGCAUCUCAGCUUCUCUUCCGAAGUCACUGGAUUGACGAACCCGAGCCAAGAAUAACAAAGAAAACCUUUUAACAGGUUGUACAGUUCAUAGAAAGACAGAUGUUUAUAUAAAACCGCUAGUUUUUCGCAGAGGUCUCGUUACGUUUCUUAUCACGUAGCCCUCGGCCCUUGAACACGGACUUCUGACGCAGUCAAGCUUGAGUUAAUAUAUUUUUUCAACAUUUUAAAUAAUUUAAAUAGAAACCGUAGUAGGAUUAGACUGCUGCCCCUGUCUGACGUGGCAGAUUCACUGUAUUUUUUUACUUGUACACUUGCAUGUUCCUUUCGUUACGCUUAUACAGGAAAAGGACUUGUAUUGUGAUUGUUUCAGAUAACGAAAACAUUCUGAAAAAUGCUUUGGUCCAUUCGUUUGGUAUUUUUUUAUCGUUUUCAAACAUGAACUACAGGUCAACUUUAUUCUGUCCUGUUAGACACCGUAGUGAGUCCUAGUUGACAAUAAAUUUUCUUUAAAAAAAAAAAAAAAAAAAAA
Molecule: messenger RNA, 4782 nt
Organism: Puntigrus tetrazona (Sumatra barb)
Lineage: Eukaryota; Metazoa; Chordata; Actinopteri; Cypriniformes; Cyprinidae
Gene: znf740b
Product: zinc finger protein 740b
Exons: 6
Coding region: 1605-2588 (327 amino acids)
Biological process (GO): regulation of transcription by RNA polymerase II
Cellular component (GO): nucleus
Molecular function (GO): DNA-binding transcription factor activity, RNA polymerase II-specific; RNA polymerase II cis-regulatory region sequence-specific DNA binding
Source: RefSeq, a predicted model, not a curated record